Molecule: messenger RNA, 1263 nt
Organism: Symbiodinium sp. CCMP2456
Lineage: Eukaryota; Dinophyceae; Suessiales; Symbiodiniaceae
Source: the annotation of a GenBank genome assembly
AUGGGUCCGUGGCGGGGGCGGCGGGGACGCUUCAUCAGCUGGAUCCUCCUCGGCGUGCUGUCUGCGUGCUGCAUUCUUACACGGGCAGGAGAGCCUCUGCGCUCUCCUUGGUUGGACGCCGUCUGUGACAUGGAUUUGCUUGAAGACUGCUUGACGGACUCUCCGUCCUUGUGCCACAAGGCUGCGCGACUCAUCCGACGUGUGCAUAACCUGGACGGUGGCCAUCACUUCGUGGAGCCCAGCGAAGUACGGAACUUGUGCUUGGAUUUUUUAGCAUUUCAGGAGGGCCCGGCUCGGCCAGGGCAACACAUUACAAGAUGUUCGCGUGCCAUGCUCGCCAUGGCAGUCCUUUAUGAUGUAGUGUCGGACGAGCUCAACAGCACAUGUUCGACGGCUUCUGUGCACAAACAGUUUCCUAUUUUGGACAGUUUUGAGCAACGAGUCGCAGAGCUGAAGCAGGAUCGCCAACACAAGACUUGGUGGAAAGCUGCUUACAGCAAGCACACGCAGCUCGGCUCUGGUGGGGAGUUUCAGCGAAAGGGAGCCAAGUUGUUGCGGCUUUUGGCAAACCACACAGCGAGGUGCAAAGCCUUGGGGCACAAGUGCGCUGUUUACAACGCUUGGGAGCCAGAAGAGUGCUUCUCGCACGACGACUUGGUGCAAUCCUGGUCGCCGUCCUGCCAGGAUGCUAUGCAGAUCCCCAGAAGGCCCCCUAAAUUACGCCAGAAAGCGACUGAUUGGCUCGGGCUUGUCCAAGACUGUGCGGAAGGCUUGGAGAGCGAAAGGCCUCAGACUCAGCCUGAGAUGACGCGCAUGCUCGAGUGCCUGGGCCUGCCUUGGGGCCCUGUGGCCGGUGAGGACUACUUCGAGACCCUUUGCUUACUCCAAGCAGUACGGACUGCGACCAGCACAAGCACCUUUGUUGUGGUAGAGGCGGGUGCUAGCGUUGGCUACUGGGCACCAAAGGCCGCGAAAGCUUUCAGGCGUCGAUUUCCCGACACUGGAGCUUGUCAUUUGGUCUUGAUUGACUCGAUUGUACCUGCGUCUUCUGCCGCGGCGAACCUCCAGCGGAACGGCAUUUACGACCUGUGCAACAUCACCUUUUUCCAGUCCAGGGCAACUGCAUCGUUGCUGGAUAGACUCAUCGAUUUUUUCGGGACAGUCGAUCUGUUGCAUGUCGACAUCCAGGAGGCAGAGUUGGAGCUUGUGCAGAGGAGCGUCCGCUUGCCGCCUCUGGGUUGCACUGUGCGGCUUUUGGAUUGA